Messenger RNA from Heterobilharzia americana, 409 nucleotides. The record is from the annotation of a GenBank genome assembly. Lineage: Eukaryota; Metazoa; Platyhelminthes; Trematoda; Strigeidida; Schistosomatidae.
AUGAUUAAUGUGUAUGAUAAGGAACCGGGCUACCGAACAUCGUUUAGGGCUGCUGAUUUUUACUCUUUGCUCUCCGCCUAUGAUGAAACUGCCAGCAGAAAUCUCGGGAUUUCUCAAAAUAAUCAUGAUGACAUAAAGCGAACUUCUGUUUUCCAAGCGAAGUGUAAAAUUCCUAAGAAAAACAAGGAUGAAAUGGUUUAUUUUUCAAGAGAAACUAACAAUCAUGAUUAUUGCAAAGCUAAAACAUUUCAACCUCUGGUAAUGAACACUGAUGCUAAAGAGUGUACAAAGCCUAAUCCAAUUAUUUUCUCCGAUCUCAGUCAACAAUAUCGAAUGAAAUUCAGUAGUUCACUUCCACAAGCAUUGGAGAAACUUAAUUCCGAUACACAAAAUCCUAAAAAUGGAAUGA